CAAAACCAACCGCCUCACCGGCAAAAGCCAAGUUGCCAACAUCAUCUAAGGACAUUUUGGCCAAGGUCGGUGCACUCAAAGCUAAGGCUGCCGAAUCGAGCGAUGAAUCCUCGGACUCCUCUUCGGAGGACGAACAACCCAAAAAAACUGUACCCGCACCCCCGUCGGACUCCGGUGAAUCAUCGGAAGAUGAAAAGCCUGUCAGUGUCCCACCUGUCAAAAAUGGGAAGGGUAAAGUGGAUAGCAGUGAUUCCUCCUCUGGUGACGAGAGCUCGUCAGAUGAGAAGGUAGAAAAUGUUCAGUCUGCCAAGGGCACCAAGCGCAAAGCAGAAGCAGAACCCUCCAUUUCCCAAAAAAAGUAUUUUCGUCGGUCGGUUAUCAUGGAAUGUCGACAACGACUGGCUGGCACAGGAGUUUGCCUCCUGCGGCGAAGUUGUCUCUGCUCAAGUACAAACAGAUCGCGCAACCGGCAAGUCUCGCGGUUUCGGCUAUGUUCAUUUCGCAUCCGCAGAUGCCGUUGAAAAGGCUCUCGAAAUGAACGGCAAGGAGAUUGAUGGACGACCCGUCAAUAUCGACAAGAGCACCCCACCGGAUAAAAAUGCCGUCCGUGAAAACCGGGCAAAAUCUUUUGGCGACACGCAGAGUCCAGCAUCAAGCACUCUCUUUGUUGGGAAUCUUAGCUUUGGUGUCACCGAGGAUCAACUUUAUGAAGUCUUCGGCGAGCACGGUGACGUUAAAAACGUUCGUGUUCCAACGGAUCGUGACUCAGGAAGGCCAAAAGGCUUUGCCUAUGUCGAAUUUAGUGCUGUCGAGGCCGCGAAGGCGGCCCAUGGGCAGUUGCAGGGUUACGAGCUUGACGGCCGCGGCCUUCGCUUGGACUUUUCACAGCCAAGAGACAGCGCUGGAGGUGGUCGGGGUGGAGGUCGUGGAGGAUUCGACAGAGGACGCGGACGAGGCGGUGACCGUGGCGGAAGAGGUGGUGGCAGAGGGCGAGGGGGCCCACGCACUGGAGCCGUCGCUCAGUUCGAGGGGUCCAAGAUCACUUUCGAUUGAGUAUUUUUGUGACAUCGUUUCAUCUGUACUGCUAGGCAGCACAACCCCAAAAAUCAUGAUUUACCAAAGUCUUUGCAUAUAGCUCGUACCAUAUACAUGUGCACAAUAUUUUAUCA
Messenger RNA from Suillus paluster, 1169 nucleotides. RefSeq lists its product as uncharacterized. The record is from RefSeq and is a predicted model, not a curated record. NCBI's taxonomy places the organism in Eukaryota, Fungi, Basidiomycota, Agaricomycetes, Boletales, Suillaceae. The coding region runs from base 295 to 1053 and encodes 252 amino acids. The transcript has 5 exons. Gene Ontology annotation, molecular function: RNA binding.